CGUGCGCCCAAGCCGCGAUACAAGACAAGGCGAGCACGCCGCUCAGACACUCACACGAAUGGAGGUGAUCCAAGCAGAUGACAAAAAACAUGUUGUAUCCGGCGACCGGGCUCAAGAUGAGCUUGCCGACUACCCCUGGGUCAUCCGCACGCCCUUGAAACUCUGCGUCGACUUCAUCUCUUCGGGGUUUCGCUUGGUCCGACCAUAUGCGCCUCAACUUAUUCCGCUGGCUGUCUUUGUAUCCGCAAUUCCUGCGCUACUGUUCUUUUCGUUUUCUUCUGGGUGGUUUGUGUGGAGAAGUAUUGCGGUGGGAUGGGAGAUACCUUUGUACCUUCAAUAUGGUGAUGGUGUAUCUCCAUACACCAGUGUCUCGUUACCUGCGCUUGUGUCACGCCAAGCGUACGACAUUUCCUUACACCUGCAAGUUCCAACAAACCCGUCGAACAUAGACUUAGGGAAUUUUAUGGUGGACAUCACUAUAACGAGCGGAAACAAUCAUACAGUAGCAACUUCUCGACGGACUGCCUUAGUUUUUCCGAAGUUCUCUACACCGCUCUCCAUUAUCUGGAAUAAGCCGGGGAUGGCUGAGUUGAACAUUCCUAUGCUUGAUAAUGUGGAAUUUGGGACAGUAAGUGCCUUCGCGCGCGUCGAAAUUGGGCGACGCGAUCACUGGAAGACCAUAAGGAGUGGCGAAGGGCGGGAGCUAAGCGUGUCAUCCGCGAUGCUGCGCGGUGUCGUAGUGUCAAGGAAAGAGAGAAGGGCGAAGUAA
Phanerochaete carnosa HHB-10118-sp is the source of this 769-nucleotide messenger RNA. RefSeq lists its product as uncharacterized. Gene Ontology annotation, biological process: lipid droplet organization; lipid storage. The record is from RefSeq and is a predicted model, not a curated record. The transcript has 3 exons. NCBI's taxonomy places the organism in Eukaryota, Fungi, Basidiomycota, Agaricomycetes, Polyporales, Phanerochaetaceae. Gene Ontology annotation, cellular component: endoplasmic reticulum membrane. Bases 59 to 769 code for a protein of 236 amino acids.